AGUUGUUCCAGAUCUCCGUGUCUUACAAGAAGGCAUGGUGUGCACGGUUAUUAGCCAUCCAACGAUUGUAUGGUAGCUGGGAAAGGUCGUACAAUAAGUUGGCUCCCUUGCUCAGUGCAAUUAUGGGGUCAAACCAUGGAACUGUUGUUGAUUUACAAACAAUGGCAACUGAUUCACCAACUUCUUUUCAGUUCAAGUAUGUAUUCUGGUCCUUUAGGGCAUCCAUAGAUGGAUUUCAUUAUUGUCUUCCUGUUAUUUCAGUAGAUGGAACUCACUUAUACGGCAAGUAUAAAGGAUGUUUAUUACUUGCCAUGGCAAUGACGGGAAAUGGUGAAAUUUUUCCCCUUGCUUUUUCCAUUGUUGAUGCUGAAGAUGGACGAAGUUGGAAAUGGUUCUUGACGAAUGUCAUGCGUCAUGUCGUUCCGCCACAUCGUCGUGUAUGCAUAAUAUCUGAUAGGCACAGUGGGAUUGAGCAUGCAUUUGAAAAUGUCCCAGAGUUAGGUGGAGGUCGAGUGACUAGAAGAUAUUGUCUACGCCACCUACGCAGCAAUUUCUGGAAUAAGUUCCGAAGUAAGAAGUUGCGGACCUUGAUGUACAAAGCUGGUAAAGCCCCGAAUAGAAGUGAGUUUGACCAGUUGCUACUCCAAAUAGCAUCCAAAAAUCAAGAAGCCUACAACUGGCUUAAUGCCAUUCCAGAACACAAGUGGACUUUGUCACAUGAUGAAGGUGGGUCACGUUAUGGUGUAAUGACAACAAAUUCCUCAGAAAGUUUCAAUCAUGUCCUUAAAGGAUGUCGUUGUUUGCCAGUAUAUGCAAUUGUGAUGUUCACCUAUGAUAAGUUGGUCAAACUUUUCGAUGAGAGGCGAACAAGUGGGUAUGUAUGGCAGCAAUCCGGGUACAAUUUUCCUAUGAAUGUGUGGAAACAUAUUAGGAAAAAUGAAGAAAAUAGACUGUAUUGUCGUGUUGUGCAGCACCACGCACAACAAGGGAUAUACUCUGUGGUGGUGGAUGGGUCGUCCUACAUUGCUCAACGGGAGACAUUUACGGUGAACUUAAAUGCACGAACAUGUAGCUGUGGUCAAUGGGUAACAUUUCACCUCCCGUGCAAUCAUGUCCACGCAGUUUGUCAUUUUUGUAAUGUCACCGUGGAUCAUUUGAUUCCAAAUAUUUUUUCAAUUCAGUCCUACAUCAAUGCUUACUCUGGAAUCAUAAUGCCGCUACCGGAUGAGUCUCAAUGGCCUACUCCAGAGUAUGAGAUCCUGAGGCCAACACCACGACAGACCACACGAACAGGCCGACGUACGAGAACCCGCUAUCCGAAUAACAUGGACUAUCGACCACGGAGACAUCGUAACCAGGAAUAGUUUUGUCAUGAAUUUCAAUUAUGUCUGAGUUUAUGUAUUAUUAAAUUUUACAAAUAAGUUAAUCAUGGAUUGUGUUUUGGCUUCUACUUUUUAAUAAUAAAUUGUUAUAUGUACUUUAGCAAUAAAAUUAUUGUGUUUUG
Messenger RNA from Cuscuta campestris, 1504 nucleotides. Lineage: Eukaryota; Viridiplantae; Streptophyta; Magnoliopsida; Solanales; Convolvulaceae. The record is from the annotation of a GenBank genome assembly.